Paramormyrops kingsleyae is the source of this 5777-nucleotide messenger RNA. NCBI's taxonomy places the organism in Eukaryota, Metazoa, Chordata, Actinopteri, Osteoglossiformes, Mormyridae. The record is from RefSeq and is a predicted model, not a curated record.
AGGCGAGCUUGGGCGGCCGCACAGUGGGAGGAUUGUCUGCUUCAGGAAAAGAGGCUGGGGAGGGCGGUAGUAGUAGCAGCAGUGGCAAAUCCGACUGGAGGGAAAACUGCCUUAUCUCUCUCUCUCUCUCUCUCUCUCUCUCUGUCUCGCUCUCUCUUCCACUGAACAGAGCAGGCUUCUCUACACUCGGCUGCUUCCCAUGCAACCAACAGCAUCCGCUAGGAGCCGGGGGCAAAGUACAUGACUUUCUAGUCCAGGGAGAGUGACUCCAUGUUUCUUUCAGAGGUGGAUUACAGAUUGAAAAGCCAUUCAGAACUGUGUUAAAGGCGGGGAGGCCCAUGUGCAGCGAUGGAGGAGGGAUACGAGCUUGACCUGACCUACAUCACGGAGCGCAUCAUCGCUGUGUCCUUCCCCCACACCUGCACUGAGGAGAGCUACCUGCGCAACCUGCAGGAUGUCUUACGCAUGCUUCGCUCCAAACACGGAGACAAUUACCUGGUCAUCAACCUUUCAGAAAAAAGAUAUGAACUCAGCAAAAUGAACCCCAAGACCAUGGACACGGGCUGGCCUGACCUCCAUGCCCCCCCACUGGACAAGAUGUGCACCAUCUGUAAGGCCAUGGAGACCUGGCUCAAUGCCAACCCCCAGCACGUGGUGGUCAUCCAUUGCCGGGGUGGAAAGGGCAGAAUUGGAGUGAUCAUCUCAUCCUAUGUGCACUUCACCAACAUUUCAGCCAGCGCUGACCAGGCCCUGGACCGCUUUGCCAUGCGGAGGUACCACGACGACAAAGUCUCUGCCCUGAUGACCCCGUCACAGAAGCGCUACGUGUGGAUCCUGAACAGUCUGCUGACUGGAUGCAUGAAAAUGAACACGUCGCUUGUUUUCUUGCACCACGUUGUUCUCCACGGCAUCCCCAACUUUGACAUAGGAGGAGUGUGUCAGCCAUAUUUGAAGGUGUACCAGGGAAUGCAGGCUGUGUACACGUCAGGAAUAUAUCAAAUCAGCCCAGGAUUCAAAGGCAAGAUCUAUAUAACCCUGGAACCAGCCCAGCUGCUAAAGGGGGAUAUUAUGAUCAAAUGUUACCACAAGAGUACCCACGCUCCGGGCCGGGAGGUGAUGUUCCGUGUCCAGUUCCACACGGGCAUCAUCCACGGGUGCCAGUUGACGUUUGACAAGGAGGACCUGGAGCAUGCCAAUAAAGAUCCCAGGUUUCCUGAUUAUGGAAAGAUUGAGCUGCUUUUCUCAGAAAGCCCCGAGAAGUUGCAAGGUGGCGAGUGCUGGCAGAACGGGCCUGAGGUGACAGUGGACUACAACACGGGGGACCCCAUGGUCCGCUGGGACUCCUAUGAGAACCUGGCCACUGAUUGGGACGCUCAAUUCGUCCUCUUUCCCUUUCUCUGUGACUGCUUCUCUCUCUCUCUCUCUCUCUCUCUCGCACUGUGGGAGAUCAGGUUACGGCCCACCUUUCUGCCCGCCCACCCUACCUCCCCCCCCCAGCUAAGUCCUGCCCUUGUGUUUACAUUCCCACUCCCAUAUUUGGCCAAACCAAGGUCUGGUGUAUACUGCACAAACACUUACCUUCUUCAGAGAGAGAGCGGGGCUCCAGCAAGCUGGGCUUCUCUCAUGCUAAACUGGCAAUCGCUAGUGUGCCCCCGCUCCCCCUCCCUGAAACAUAGUCACUGGGAGUUGAGAGCAGAGAGGAGUAGAAGCAGAAGCGUUACCUGCACCUGGCUGCAAGUAGUGCAUGCACAGGGGCCUGUAGACGGCAGCCUAUACGCCAAGGUGAGGAAGAAGAGCACGGACGGGGCCCCACCUGGGGGCCCCACGACUGGUAGCCUCGAGCACAGUGACCACGCCUUGUCGGCCAGCAGCGACUCUGGCCUGUCCAGCACAUCGCUGCGCAUAGGUCGUGGACCCAGCCACCAGGAGAGGGCUGCGUUGCAUCGCCUGCUCAGCGGCUUUGGCCUGGAGCCUCCAGCAACCCCUGGGGACAUGGUGGAGCAGCAGGGGGCAGGGGUGCCCAAUACAGGCGGCGUGGGGGGUACUCGAAGAGUAGCAGCAGCUCAUGUGCACGCCAACGGCGAACGGGAGACGGACAUCCUGGACGAUGAGGCGCCCACUCAUGACCUCCACAGCGCCGACAGCAUUGGCACACUUUCCUCGUCCGAGGGGCCGCACUCGCACCCACUUGCCCGCUGUGCCUGUCAUCAGAGCAGCCAGAACUCUCUGCUGUCUGAUGGAUUUGGUGGUCAUGUCCCCAUGAGCUUUGUACCAGAUGACUAUGAGCGUGGUUACCCGUCUCCUGGGGGCGGCCCCCUGCCUCAGGGGGCCACGUCAGGACCACAAGCUUUCAUGGUGGGUGGGUACUCCACACAGACGUGGGUGAGACAGCAGCAGAUGGUGGCCGCCCAACAGUACAGCUACCCCUUGGCUGACAGCGAGGUGCGUUACCCUCACGACAAACCGGGUUCUGCUUUGACCGCCCAUGUGGCCCCCGAGGGCAGUGGGGGCCACAACUCAGCUGAGAACCCUGCUGACAGGGAGCCGGGGGGCUCUAAUGGCCUGGAUACCGCUGCAGCAACCCAGGACGAUGAGCUGGCCUCGCUCACCGUGGACAUCGAUCAGUCCAUUGACCAACUCAACCAAUUAAUCAUGGACCUGGACCCCACAUUCGUGCCCAUACCCACGCAGUCUAACUCAAUCAGGAGAGAUGGGAAGAGCCACUUCAAUGGCUCUGAGUCGCUGUGUGCCAAUGGAGGUGGCCGCAGGCCAGCAGAGAGCCAGAAGGACAUGCAGCCAACAUCGUACCCAACAGCUGGACGUACCUGUGAUGGGCAAAGUGACCAGCUCCUGGGUCCAACUCGAAUGGGCAGAGAUGUCGUGGACCACCAGGACCUUCAAAGCUCGGGAUGGGGUUUGGGUGACCGAUUCCAGGACCCGGCAUUACAAACCCCAGAACUGCUAUCCCCCGAAAGUUCUAUCCUCUACACACCCAGCAGCAUGGAAUAUGGCAGUCGGAGUGAGCAGUUGGUUCCCCGGGUGGAGGCAGUUGCUGAGAUGGUUCCGGCUACCCCCGCUUUUCCCGUGUCCCCCCCGACUCCUUACGUGAAGAGCCUGAUGGAUUUCCAGAGGAGGGCUUGUGGACAGCCUGCAGGGCAGUAUGACGUCUACCGGAUCCCACAGAAUGUCUUCCCCAAUCACACAGCCAUCACAGUCCUGAAAGACAAGGAUCCCGGAUCCUUCAUUGUCCGUGACAGCCACUCCUUCCGGGGGGCAUACGGCCUGGCCAUGAAGGUGGCCACACCCCCACCCUCUGUCCUCCAGCAGAGCAAGAAAGUAGGAGACCUCUCCAAUGAGCUGGUCAGGCACUUCCUGAUCGAAUGCACGCAGAAGGGGGUCCGCUUGAAGGGUUGUCCCAAUGAACCCUACUUUGGCAGCCUCACGGCACUGGUGUGCCAGCACUCAAUAACUCCACUGGCUCUGCCCUGCAGGCUCAUCAUACCCGACAAAGACCCCCUGGAGGACAUCGGCGACUCGUCUGCACAGACGGCCACAAACUCUGCGGUGGAGCUGCUGAAGCAGGGAGCAGCCUGCAAUGUGUGGUUCCUUGGCUCGGUGGAGAUGGAAUCCCUGACUGGCUACCAGGCGGUCCAGAAGGCCACUAGCAUGACCCUGAGCAUGGAGCCACCACCCACCUCCACUGUGGUCCACUUCAAGGUGUCCGCUCAAGGCAUCACCCUAACAGACAAUCAGAGGAAGCUCUUCUUCAGGAGGCAUUACACAGUCAACACGGUCAUAUUCUGCUCUUUAGACCCACAGAACAGGAGGUGGACCAGAGACGGCAUAACCUCUGCAAAGAUCUUCGGCUUCGUGGCCCGGAAGACGGGCAGCAGCACCGAGAACGUUUGCCACGUGUUUGCCGAGCAUGACCCGGAACAGCCAGCCAGUGCCAUCGUCAACUUCGUCUCCAAGGUGAUGAUCGGCUCCCAGAAGAGCAAGUAGAUCCAGGCCCAGCCACGACCCCCCCACCCACCCCGCACUUUGGGCUUUGUCGACCACCUGCAAUGGUGACACCCCCACAAAUAAAAAAGACAGCUUUUGAGGGACCACGAGAGGAACCUGGUUGUAUUAUGACAUCACUAUAAAGGGAUAUAUUUAAAAGACAGAGAAUAUAAUUCAAAGUAUGUAUUUAUUAUUUUUAUCUGUACCACUGUAUACCAUGCCUCACACCUUCUGUCACGUCUCUUUUUGACGUAAUUGUAUUAAUAUUGUCUUUUUAAAAAACUGGACCCUGUUACACCCCUUAGCUCGCUCUCAGACAGGUUUGUGCCUCCAAUACCACUGCCCUUUCCCGUGUGAAUUUCUAAGCCGCACCUUCCCUCUCUUUUUAAGGGUGUAAAAACUUGUGUGUGUGUGUGUGUUGUGUGUGUGUGAUCGGUCGACAGUUGUAGCUCUGGUUUGCCGUCUUCCCGGUGUCCUGUCGUUGCAGCCGUUAUGCCCGUUUUUAUAACCGAUUCCCGCACGGUUUGCCCGUUACGAACAACCCCUCCCGAACCAGGCCGGGCUUCUCGUCUCUGUCCCUUUUCGGAAUCGGUGCGUAGGACUUAGGCCUACAUGGUUACCGUUGUGAUUGCUGUCUCUUUAAAUCAAAUUACACAUGCUAAUUAACCAUUAUUUUGCUAUAUAAUAUGUGCAUAGAGGAAGUACAUAUAUUUGUCUCCGUAAUCACGUUCUCUUGUUUGAAUACAAUAAUUGGUUAUUGAGGCGAAUUACUUACUCAGAUCAGAUAUUUAUAUCAAGUGUCAGAUUGUAAAACUAAUUCUCAGACAUUCGUCACUCUUAACUACCAUUUGUCUUUUGAUGCCUUCUUGUAUUUUUCACGAGUGAAAUUUUUAACACGAACCCUCUUUUCAUCCGGUCACGUAAUCGUACAAUUGUUCUCAAAUAGAAAUCAAAUGUCCAAUAAGAUGAGAUAUUAUAAUGUUAUAGGUAAAUAAGCAUUUUUAUCUCUUUGAUACAUUAGUGACUGUUUGCUGCGUUCCAAAUAGUAUAUAUCCUUUUCAACAUACCCUUUGUGUCGAAUAAAAAAGUUUUAAAUGUAUUCAAUUCUCAGAUAUAUUUUAUUACACAGAUUUGUAUUUAGUGCCAGCUUCCUCCAUUGAGGAGUUAUACUGACCCUGAUUAAAUGUAAAUUAAUUUAUGGUUAGCUGUUUUGUAAGCUGAAGAAGUCUGUAAAUAAACGACAAAUGAAAGUUUUGCCAUUUAAAUCACUCCCAAUUCUAUUUUUCUGCUUCGUAUUAAUGAUACUGAGAUUUUUCAUCCUUAAAUUACUAUACAUUUACAUAAACACAAUGUAUAAUCUUUGCGGGUUUAAAACCUGUAACAUUUGACCAUUUGAGGAGAAACAACCUUCGCAAGCAGAACUCCUUUAGGUUUCUUGCAAAACUGUUAAAAAUACGAUACUCCUUUAUAUAUAUUCUGCUGCAUAUUAAAAUAACGAAAAACUAGGAAAAUGACGCAGUGAUAUUUUUGAUAUACUUUUCUAAGAACCUUGGUAAAACAACUUAUGCCCAUACAGAUGGAGUAUGAACUGUUUUGUUCAAAGCGAUAACCUUUCCCUGUGGAUACUUGUCUAUGUUGUUGGUUGAGUCUUCUGCAUCACAUAAUAUAUAAAAAGUGUCUGUAAAAUGUUGUAUUUCUUCCUGUAAAUUUAUGUUGUAUAGACAUUCCUAUACCUUGACAUAUUCUACAAAUGACAAUAAAGCGUAUUAAUGACA